UCACUACCUAAUUCACGGAGUAAUAAGCAGUAUUGAUAUUUUGUUAAUUAGCGUAAUGAACAAAACGUAGAAAUCCCCAUCGUAAAAGAUAGCAGAGGUGUAACGUAGUGAUCAGUCAACCUGGGCAUGCCAAAGACAAACUUUUGAAGGCUCACUAAGCACCUAGUAGUCACACCGUCAUCUGGUAAUGGCGUACAAAAUGAAGACAACGCAUUGAAUUAUUAAUGUAAACAUUUAUAAAGCAAACCGUCGAUGUCGACUCUGGUACCUUGAAAGGUGAGGGUAGCCUCCAAAUGAUGUUAUGGAUAACAAUUGAUGUUAAUUCUUUCAGAGCUGACGAUCAAUAUUUGGAGGAAAAUAUAAACAAUGGAUAUUUCGGUUUCAUUCGCCUAUCGAUCUCUGAGUUGGAGCGAUCAUUUAUAAAAUAAUGUAGGAUUGCAGGGAUUCGUUAAGAAAUAUAGACACAUUGGAUGGGGAAUGGAUGCAAGAGAUUCAAUAUAAUAUACCCUAAUGGACUGAACGAUUUAUUGAGUUGAUGCAACAGUAGAUAUAAUUAUGCUAAAUCAAGAAAUCCGAGUCCGAUGAAUUCAGUUUUUCGUGGAAUACUACACAAUUCAGUGAUCAACAGUAGAAAAGAAUAUUUAUAUAACACCGAACGCAUUGCAAAAAAUUCAAUAUCUGUCGUACGGCUGGGAAGCUUUCAGGAUAGUAAUAUAACACUACAAUUAAUUUUCCCUCUACUCAGUAUCAAAAAACUUAUAUGGAUAUCAUAUACCUAAACAAACGAUGGAUGUACAAUGUAUUUCUAUAAUGGGAAUUACAGUAAAGUUUAGCAGUAUGGUUUACUGAGGGAUGCUAUACAUUAGGGACGCACACCAAUUUGUGAGAUGAGUUUAGUCGAAAAUCCAGGUAUACCCCUUGUUGGGUUAAAUGGAAAACUUAAAAAAUACAAGACAUUAGAGAAUGAAAUGGUGGAUGCACCCCCGGGCAGAUUUGAGACUGUGGGUAGCAGAUUGGCAAGGAGAAAGGAACUCUUUGUAAAGAGAAAGCGAUCUAGUGAUGUGGCGCUAAUUUUCGCUCUAGUGGGUAUUCUUCUAAUGGUGGUUCAGACGGAGCUUACGGCAGCCAAAGUGUACCCCCGAUCCUCCCUUCCAUCGCACUUAAUGAAAAUGGCUAUCACGGCUUCCACGGUGGCAUUACUCAUAUUCCUAGGUAUAUAUCAUCGUCUAGAUGUACAAUUAUUUAUUGUUAAUAACAGUGUUGAUGAUUGGAGGAUUGCGAUGACUGCCAGAAGGAUAACACAGAUGACAGUAGAAUUCAUUGUGUGUUCGAUUCACCCAAUCCCUGGGGACUUCUACACCACUUGGCCAGCUACUGUAGCAGAGGGGGAACGUCACAGAAGUCUUCGAGUUCCCCUAGACACUAUACUCGCACUGCCAAUGUUUCUACGGCUUUUCCUAGUAUGUCGUUUUAUAAUGUUGCAUAGCAAAUUGUACGAGGACGCCUCGUCACAAAGUCUUGGGGCUCUGAAUCGAAUACACUUCAAUUUCAGAUUCAUUUUUAAGUCUUUAAUGACAAUGCACCCUGAUUAUGUGUUGACCAUCAUCAUGAUUGUGUCGUUUUUGAUAGCGAGCUGGGCACUACGAAUGUGUGAAAUGAGCGACAACACGGAUGAAUCUGUUCAUUCGAAUUUCCUUAACACGAUGUGGUUAGUAGCUAUUACAUUUCUCUCCGUGGGAUACGGGGAUAUUAAGCCAAGCACCUACUGCGGCAGGGGGAUCACCGUUAUUACAGGUAUGAUGGGAGCUGGCUGUACAGCCCUCGUUGUUGCGGUAUUAGCCAGAAAAUUAGAGCUCAGCCGGAGUGAGAAAUACGUUCAUGACUUCGUCCUUGACGUUGACCUUGACAAGAGACUAAAACACGAAGCUGCAAAUGUCAUGAAAUCAGGGUGGUUUAUUUACAAAUUUCGUAAAGUGAAAGUAAACACCUCUAAAGCUUUGAAGUACCAGACAAAGCUGCUGGAAGCUAUUUAUAACAUUCGCCAAAUUAAAGCUGCACAACGACGUUUAUUGGACGCCUCCGUCACUCUGACCGAGAUGAAUAAAUCUCAAAACGAGACAAGUAGGUCAGUGGAGCUUAUUCGAUGUAAGCAACUAACUUUGGAGGAAAAAGUGGAUAACAUUGAGUCCAAAAUCAUGUCUCUUCACGACAAGUUAAACUCCAUACACAAAGCGUUGAGGGAAUAGGUACUGAUUCUAGAAUUUCUUUACUAAAAGAACUAAACUUUCCUUCUUAAAACACACUAAAGUUAGAAUAUUGCACCUGUCUUAUAUAUAUGUACUUUCUUAUUCACUCAUAUUAGAAAUAUCAAUUAGAUUUAUUAAUUUGAAGAAAAUGUUACAUGUAUAUGCUACAGAAUUCAUAUACUUAUGACAACCUAGGUAUUUUAGAUUUCUGCAUAGCUUGGAAUGAAGUGAUUAAAACUAGUCUUUUAUAAUGCUGAACUUAGAUAUA
Molecule: messenger RNA, 2514 nt
Organism: Saccostrea echinata
Lineage: Eukaryota; Metazoa; Mollusca; Bivalvia; Ostreida; Ostreidae
Product: small conductance calcium-activated potassium channel protein-like
Exons: 1
Coding region: 888-2246 (452 amino acids)
Biological process (GO): potassium ion transmembrane transport
Cellular component (GO): neuronal cell body; neuron projection; plasma membrane
Molecular function (GO): calmodulin binding; small conductance calcium-activated potassium channel activity
Source: RefSeq, a predicted model, not a curated record